Messenger RNA from Aspergillus welwitschiae, 273 nucleotides. RefSeq lists its product as uncharacterized. The record is from RefSeq and is a predicted model, not a curated record. The transcript has 2 exons. Lineage: Eukaryota; Fungi; Ascomycota; Eurotiomycetes; Eurotiales; Aspergillaceae. The coding region runs from base 1 to 273 and encodes 90 amino acids.
AUGUCCAUCUUCUCCCUCUGCAUCGCAUUACCAGAGUUCAAGGGAGCGACAUGGCCGACUCCUCCCCUGGCGAUGUCGCUCACUACUGCUUUUGCUGGGACCCUGGAGCUUUACUGCAGCACUUAUCACAUUGCUUCCCCUUCGACCACGGCCCUUGCGGCGUUUAGCCUGCUCAUGUACCUCCACACCAAUGCCGACGGCCUUCAAGACCCAGUGCAUUUGCUACGUGCCCGCGGACUACUGAUGGCACAGGCGAUGCGCAUUCACGCUUAG